AUUAUUUCAUCGUUAUUGAGUAAUUUUAAAUCAUCUUACAUAAUUUAAUCACAUUAUUCGAGUAAAAUUUUUCACAGUUACAAGCAACAAAACACAAGACGAUGAUAAGAAUCCAUCUUAACAAAACAAGUCCUUGAGAUGUGCACUUGUUGAUGAACAGGAUAUGAAGAAGAUUGAAUAACUCGUAUAUCAUGUGGUUAUAGGCUUCGCUUCAACUCUACCAAUUUACAGACCAAACUAUUUUCAUGCAUAAUUCCAAUCAAACCUUUAUCUGGAAAGAUUAUUCCGUUAUUUUGUCCAACAUUGAUCCGGUUCAACAGUGAAAACGAGUCUUAUCUCAUCUAUUGAUAAUGAUUCCAUUCGCAAGUAUCACUAUUCGAACUCCUCAACUUUAUCUCAAUGUAUUAAGAUAAGGUAAUGUAAUAAUACCAUGUCUCAGUUCGUCUUCGCCGUUCCCGGAUCUAAAUUAAUCUCACAUGAUUGAGGCACAAAAGCAAAUGGAUGAUAAUCGCGCAUAAUCGUUUCGUCAAUGAAAGUGUUGAGACAACAUGAAGUGUAUUUAAGCUUCACUCUUUUCAGCUCAAUCAUUCAUAAUUUCAACAUCUACAACUCAACUACCCUGUGAAAUCAAUUUACAAGCUGAAAUGCCAACUUAUCGUUUCUUAGCAGUUGCACUGGAUGCCCCUGGACAUGUGCAUUCAAUUUUGGGAUUUUCUGAAGCUCUAAAGGCUGCCGGUCAUGAAGUGUGUUUGGCUCAUCGUGAAAAGUACAGAUCUUUAGCUGAAAAGAGAGGAGUGUCAUUCAUUCCGUUUGGUGGAGAUUUUGCUGAUUCUAAUGCAGAUGAACUAAUGAUCAAUUUGAUUGAUGCGUGUGCCGAUAAAUUUCGUAAAGAGCCAUUGGAAUGUUUCCGUGAAAUGGCCAAGUUUGCCAGCGCAGGCCUUGCAGACACAGAAGCUCAAUUCAUGGCCUUUUUUGAGCCCUUGAAUAAAAUAAUAACUGAAAGAUGCAACGAGUUCGAUGCUAUCAUCUCUGACAUGCCAGGACCGCUACUCCGCAUUUACGACCAUUUGAUUCCUUGGUUUCCACUCGUCUCAACUGCUCCACUGGCAUUGUAUCCAUCUGGUCCUCCAUUCAGCUCUGGUUACUCAGUCAACAGUGAUAAAUCUAAAUGGAUCGAGUUCAGAGAUGUUUAUAACAAAGCUCAUGCAACCUUACUCAAAUUGCCUAGUCAUCUGAUGGAAGCCAUGGGUAUUCCGGAAUUUGAUCUUGAUUCAUUUGACCUGGGAAAGUAUAUUGAUCAUGUACAAUCUGUUGGUUUUUACCAUUAUCCUGCCGAUUUGGACUUCACUGAAUGUGCUCCGGUCCGACCCAAUUGGCAUAGAAUUGAUUGUUGGAUUCGUAAACAAGAAGUUGAUACAGAAUUUGUUAUACCGGAAAAAUUACAAGAUAAACCGGGUAAACUAAUCUACUUCUCGUUGGGAACAUUAGCAUCUGCUGAUAUAACCAUGAUGAAAAAGUUGAUUGCUAUUCUAGCCAAAUCACCGCAUCGAUUCAUCGUCUCUAAAGGGUCUCGAGGUGAUAGACUCGAAUUGGCUGACAACAUGUGGGGUGAAAAUUACGUCAAUCAAAUCAAGAUAAUUGAAAAGGUUGAUCUGGUCAUAACUCAUGGAGGGAACAAUACGUUCAUGGAAACACUUUAUUAUGGAAAACCCAUGAUUGUCAUUCCCUAUUUUUAUGAUCAAUAUGAUAAUGCACAACGAGUUGUUGAAAAAAAUAUUGGUUUCCGUAUCAAUCCAUAUGAAAUUGAGGAAGAGCCUCUUCUUGAUUGUAUUGAAAAAGCAAUUGGAGAUCAUGAACUGAAGAAUAGAAUCAAAGCCAUUUCACAAAACAUGAGAAAUUCAAAUAGUUUAACUGAAGCCAUCAAAGUGAUUGAACAACAAAUUGAAAAAUUUGAAAAAUAAUCAGACGCAAAAGUUGCUAUGAAAUUUGUUUCAAUUUCUGGCCUCUUAUCAAUUUGAUAUUGUUGUGAGAGUUAAAAAGUUUAUGAAAAUGAAUAAUAUGGUACAAAUAACAACUAAUAGUGUGAGAUAAUUUGGUCAUGGACAAUUUAGUAUGGAGCCCCUCGAAAAAUAUUAAUAUAAACUUGAAUGUUUCAUGCCUUUACAAUUUUCUAUCAAUUAAUUGUACAAAAUAAAAAUAAAGUUAUCAAAAUAA
Tetranychus urticae (two-spotted spider mite) is the source of this 2214-nucleotide messenger RNA. NCBI's taxonomy places the organism in Eukaryota, Metazoa, Arthropoda, Arachnida, Trombidiformes, Tetranychidae. The record is from RefSeq and is a predicted model, not a curated record.